Molecule: messenger RNA, 11986 nt
Organism: Paramuricea clavata
Lineage: Eukaryota; Metazoa; Cnidaria; Anthozoa; Malacalcyonacea; Plexauridae
Source: the annotation of a GenBank genome assembly
CAAAAAAUGCACGUGUUCAAAAAAAGAAAAACAAAGCUCUAUUUAUAUUGAUUUCUGCCAUUGUGUGUCAUGUCAGUUUACGAUUAAGCCUCGGAAGCUAACAGCGUUGCUUGAGCGGAUGGUUUCUCGUUGGAUUGUGUGAAACGUUUGGCCAUUCACAGGACUAAAUAUGUUGGAUAAGACUAUUGUACAGCAUACGAGAACGAAACAGAACUGUCUACGACAGCCCUUCAUUCAUUCGUUCAAUAUACCACGGGUUCUCCCAAGAACUACGACUUUAAACCCUUUAAACAAACGGACUAAAAUGCGGGAUUGUUCUCAGAACUGUUGCUUUAUUAUGGAAGCAACGAAACUAUAUACUUUGAGCGAAGAAGUGCUCGUUUUAAUACUAGAAUAUCUUGACGCUAGAACUCUUAUACGAUUGAGUAAAACUUCUCGUUUAUUUCAUCGGCUGUGUCACUCGGAUGUUAUAUGGCGUCAUCGUUGUAAGGUAGGGAAUAUAUACUCGUAUUAACCGGCAUUAACAAUAUUUCGUGUAUAUAUUCACUUAGAAGGUAGAUUCGUGUUACUCUCGCCUAUUUUCUGGCAAAAUUCCCCCCGAAAUCAUAGCGAAAUAAUGCAAUGAAUUAAUCAUACUCGCUCGUGCGAGUGAAUCUCGGCUAUUGUGGGGUUUCCUCUGAGUGUUGUCAAUUUCGCGUGAGGCUCAAUAGCGAUAUAUUACCGUUGUUGUAGUGAACAAUUUUGUGCAAGCUGGUCGAUUAUUGUCGAGAUAAGGCCAUUCUUUCUUUGAAUAAGUAAACGGGUUUUCUGUUGUUAUCCUCGCUCUGUUUGACUGCAUGGGGCAACGAGGGAAUCGGUGCUUGAAUAAUGUUUACUUUACAUGUCUUAUCUAUAAUUCAAGAAUUGCCAUCAAAGCUAAGAUAAAGCGAAAUGAAUUCUAAUUUGAAAUCGGCACGAAAUACACAGGAAACUCGAUUCAGGGCGCGUUUACUAGAAUAUAAUGGGACGGAAAGGACAUGUUUAUAAUCAGUAUACUAUAGGCUUUAGCGACUAUAUACCUCACGCUAUUGUUGAGCGAGCGAAAGCCUAUCAAUUCCCACGGCUGUCGCACGGUAUAGUGUUUGAUUGUUAGACAGUACAUAAUCCAAAUUCGAGAUGCUUCUCAAGCGAUCUUUCAAUUAAAUAGCACUGAAAAAACGUAUUCAGCUUGCUGUGUAUGUGAUUGCCUACAAGAUGGUGCUGUGUAUGUCUAGACAAGCUAGAACUAGGCUAGUGUCGAGACAUUUUCACAUCAUUCAAAAUGAUAUAAAAUUUUCGCCGUGUCAAAGAGAUUCAGGCGGUCUAUUAUCUCGGCAGUUGAAACGCCGGAAAGAGCAUUAUUUGUGGGCAAAUGCAAAUAGAAAGGCCACAUAUUUGGCUUUAAUAUCUACCCAAAUGCUAAAUGUGUCAAAACGUGGGCUGUCAACAUCACUAGUUUCCUGCUCACGCUUCAAGAGUUUCACAAUAAAAUAUCCUCUUUCAUUGUAAACACUUAAAGAAAAUAAUCAGGCAAAGGACAAGCUAAGACCUGUGUGUAUUAUUUAUCUCGGAGUUGCCACCAAUUCGCAACAAUGUACCACAUUUCUCACGUUUUUCAGCGUGCGCCACAGGGGAGCGCACCGCAAAUCUCUCCAUACACGCAAUGCUCUUCAAAUAUGCGGCGAAUCAGUGGCGUUCGAUUCCAAUCAAGCUAGCGACACAAUUUACAUGCCUGAUUCACACGAAUCAUAUUUCUUCGCAUCCGUUGGCGUUGUUUUCCUGCAGGCAUAAAGCUUAAAAAUAGAUAAAGUAUAGUCGAAAGCCACGCGUUAUUUCGGACAGGGUGGGAGAAAUGCGAUAGUAGCGUGAGACUCUUAUUUUAAAACCCAAUGUUUAUAGUCGGGUUCUUUCAUGCCAAACCGCACCGUGAAGCCUUCGAGAUUGUUUUGGGGAAUUAAAUACGGACUAGGCUAUCAAAUCUCAAGGUCGAAGCAUUAUUAAUUCCAUUCGAAGCCAAUUUAUGUACGAAACUAAGACUGAGAAACCCUAUACUCCUUGGAGACGAGGCGUAGACUGCAUAGAUAUUUCAAUACGUACUAAAUAGUUCUAAACAUCUUUCUCGACCGUCGAAACUAAUAAAAGAAAAUUAGAUGACUAUAUCAAUUAUAAUGUCCCAUAUUUUAGCUGUGAAAGCCCUAUUUCUGGCAUCUGAUUACAAUAAUACAUACAAUAUUCGAAGAGUAUAUAAUAUCUGUAAUAUGAAGUGCCCUCUGCCUUUCCGACACUCAGGAAAAAAAUCAUUUGUAUUAUCAUUAGACAAUUUGGAGUCAUAUUGACAAGAUUCACGCCAAAGAAAAUAUUAAUAAGAUUUCUUCCUUGUUGUUUUAAUAAGAAGCUCUCUUUUUCCCGAGGGUGCUCUCUAAUUAAGGGUCGCUAUGGUGCCUGCCUUGCACUUGUAUAUUGCCACAAAUUGCUAAUGUCCAAGAGUUGCUUUUCCUGUUUUAUUUUAUGACACAGUACUCAGCAGCUCAAAUGUCAUCUGUGAAAGCUAUUAUUGUCUAUUCUCUCCCUGAAAACAGAAUGUUUUAGAUUAUUUACAUACAAGCCCCCCUUAAGCUUAAAGCCAAACAUAUGACAGCGCUAGAUACUCGGCGAUGAAAGUUCUAAUUUAGACAAGCGAUAUUAUUGAUUUAUCUACACGCGAAAGCGCUUUGCACAGACAUGCUGGCUUGCCAAGCUUUUAAGGCAAGCUUAUUGUUAACGCGGUUUACAAGAUUAAGCCUUAAAGGGAUUAAAACCCUCGAAUUGAAAGGAAUUUACAGGAGUCCGGACGUAAAAACAACAUGAUUUAAAUAGUUUGUAUUUCAUUAUAGUUGACGCUCGCAUAUUUGCUUUGCCAUGGCAAAAACCCUUUAUCUCAUGCCAAAUCUCAUUUCCCUUUCUUAUUGAUGGAAUGCUACACCGCUCUUAUAAUGGUUAUAUUGAAUAGCAGCUUGUAAUUUUAAAUACCGACGGUAGAGAAGUGUUUUUCUUCCACUUAGCUCUAUUUUUAACAGAAAGAAAACAGCGAGAUAUCUUAUCCAUGAAGUUGUACGUAACUAUACAUUUUGUCAUUUAUCAUCAGCUGAGAAGCUGUGCUUUGAAUGACAACAAUACAAUACUUUGAUUAUAUAACCAAUGAAAUUUGAACUUCUAGAAUAAUAGCAAGGAAGUUAUCAAGUAUAUAAAGCACUUGGAAUAUUUCUUUCAUUUGUGAACUAUUGUUGUUUUAGACAAUGUUGAUUGAAAAAAGGCAUGCUACUUUAGAAUCAGCUGCAUGGUAGAAGUAAUCCAAGUUAUAUGCAAGUUGAACAAUACUCAUGGACAUGCAUGAUACUUCACCAACACUUGGUGCAUGUUAUACUGGCAUAUAUUAUGAUAUAUACACACAUUACGGCCAUAAAAACAAACAUUACAGCAUUCCGAUUAACUUACUAUCAAAAUAUAAAUACGUCUUCCCAGUCUUACAUAUAGGUUUGAAACAAUAUUAAGUUUGUAAUACUGCACAUAUACCAUAGUGUCUAAGCAUUCCAGCAAAUUUAUCCACACAAUAAACGGUUUGUAAAAUACUCUAAAAAUAAGCCCCCUUCUCCAAUAAGCCCCUUCCCUCCAUUUUAGUUGUAGGGGAAGAAAUUUAUUUAGCCACACUUAAAUUUUCAAGCCUUGUUGUUUUCAAGCAAGCUCAGUUGGUUGAAGCGCUGCACUGGAAUGAAGUUCGAUUUCUGACAGAGGGCCUAUACUGCAGUUGCAUUUUUCGCAGGUGCUCCUGGUUAGGUCUGAACAUUCUUUAUAAUCUUCCGCUCGAAAUUUCCAUCUACAAGACUGUGUUUUGACCUCUGUGUUUUGACGAAAUCGAUAUAAAGAGUCCCUCAUCAAAUGUGCCUGAAGGAAAAUAGUAAGCCCCCCAGUAGCGGUAAUGGAUGAUAUACGGUAUAUAUUGUUGAAUAUUAUGAGUUCAAAAUUAUAUUUCAUUAUAAAUAUUUCAAUGUACUUGUUGGUGUUAAAGUGUUUCUGAGUGAUUUUCUUUUCCAUUCAUUGCAAGAGUCAACUCGAAAGCUCACUGUGAGUGCUGUCAUCCAAUCACAAUGCUCGACAGUUUAUUUUAAUUAGAUGCAAGUAUUCUCACAAACGAGCUUGCGAAGCAGUGUAACGACUGUAACUCAUGUUUGCAAUGUGAAUUGCAUACACAAUGGUAUAUAUAAUACAAUGGUGUACAAUUGGAUCCACAAGUGAAUUUCUGGGUAGAAAAAUCAGAUGCACGUGCAUGACUGAGUUCAAACAAAAACAUUGACAUUCAACUGUAUAAUACUUCAUUAAUACAAUUUGUAACCACUAAUUGUGCAGAUUAUUAAACAAUCUGUAUUCAAAUAAUUUUAACAAUAUUUAAAUUAUACAUUUAUUUUUGACCUGCGAUGUAAUUUUGUUACUAUUAAUUGUACAACUGCGCAUGAUCGUGAAAUGACUUGUCUUUAUAUAUAUAGUACCAAUAUUCCAAUGUCCUUUUAAGUUAUAGUUUUUCUUGGAAUAAUAAUUUUAAAGAAUUGGACAACUAUAAAGCCCAACUUACACUACGACAUUCGACAACUAACCCGGGUUUGUCCUGGGUUAACUUUAUUAAAUUUUCGGGCUUUACUCUUCCUCAAAAACAUUUCUCUUUACUUUUUAGAUUGACUUCAAUCUUCGCGCCAAGUGGCUAGAAUACUCGUAUCUUUAUCUGUAUGAACUAUUUACCAAAGCUAGUGUUUUAAAGAACGACCCUAGUUUUUUUAGGCCUGUUAGUCAACUUAAAACGUCCGUAAUAGUAUGGUAUCUAAUAAAUCCAGAACCUCCAAGUGGCAGUGUUUGUCAACUUACGGCGAGUCAAGCAAAGUCCAUAUGGAAUUUAACAGAUGAUGACUUAGAUAGGAUAAAUAAUGAGACAGAGGGUAAGUUAUAGACUGUAUAGUUGUAAGUUAUAAUCAGUAUAGACCAUGUAAUGAACAAGCUUUCGUUGGCAGGGAUGCAGCUACCUGAAAAAUAUAAGGAGAAUUUCGACCUUUCGAAAGGCCUUCGCUCGAAACGUCGAAAUUCUCCUUAUAUUUUUCAGGUAGUUGCAUCGCUACCAAGUUCGUAUUAUUGGCACUACCUACACUGGCACAGACAGUUCAAGAUCAUAUAGUUUCAAGAUCAUAAGUGAAUUUAGAUUUAACAAAUGUAAAACAUUUUCCGUGUUGAUAUACAGUUAUAUCAACACGAGUGGAAAUUGGGAAAACGAGAAAUUGUGUGGAGACACGACGCCCGGAGUGUUUUCACACAAUUUCGAGUUUUCACAAUUUCCACGAGUGUUGAUAUAACUAUAUAUCAAUACAGAAAAAUGUUUUAUAUUUGUUUUAUAAUAUAGCACGAAGAAAUAUAAAGAAAGAAAUUUUCCGACGUUUCCGUGCUGACAUUGACAGAGUUAUAUCAAACGGCUCUUAGCCAAUCAGCGUUCAGAAUUUACAAAUGCUAUAUUAUAAAAUUACUUAUCACACGGUUUGAAAUAUCAUUGUGUAAAGGACACGAAGUAGCAUUUACAUGACUCGAAGUAGCAUUUACAUGAGUCAGUAAGGCUGCUUUCCAGUCAAGCGUUUUUCACACGUGCGUUACGUUAACGCACGGAAAAGUCUGAAUCUUUCAAAAUUCAAUAUAAAAGAUACAUAUUAUUAAUAUAGUGCUGUGCGCCGGAGGGCCGGAGUUUUGGCCUACUUUGCCGGAGUUCGUUCAACUCCGGCAAAACUCCGGCAGCACUUUAAAUACUUAGUCUAUUUGUGCUGCAAACUACCUGUACUCUCGGACAUCGGCGAAAAAACCUGAAUCCAUCGACGAAAAAGUAAAUACUCGCAUUGGUACUGCGUAUAUAGGCUUGACACAAACAUAGUACGAAUCAAAUGUUCAUGCGAAGUAUUAAAAUCAAAAACUUUGAAAUGUGAAAUUUCCAUUAAAUUUUGAAUUUUCACGAAUUUGUCGGAGCUGGAAAUUUUCUGCCGCAGCAGGAGUUUUUUUUUUCCCGGAGCUGGAGGUGAAAAACCCGGAGUUCGAACAGCACUAAAUUUAUUAAAUCAUACACAAAAUUAAAUGCUGUCGUGUUCAUUUGGUUAUUUCAUAAGUAUAAUUUUUAAAUUGAUUAAACCAUUCCGUGCGCGCACGAAAAACGACUGGAAUGCGUCCUAGUGUCGUUUAUUAUUAUGGUCUAGGAAUUAAGUAUCAAGUGCCUAUACGAUUUGCCCUUUGCCCCUGUCUGGUAGAAAGUGAUACUGGCAAUUUUUAAUAUACGAGCGAAAAUAUGCUUAAUUUAAAUUAAACCCAUCGCGAACAACUGGUAUGAACGUUCAAUGUGUUUGCAAACCACGACUAAAGUGGGCUCAGGUUCAUAACUAAAUAGGCCACGACUUACGGCGAUUUGUCUUCCUUUCACUUUGUCCUCGCAGCAGGGGCGCAUACUGUAUAUAGAUUCGUGUCACGUGGGUAAUGAAAAUUACGUGGACACGCCCUGAAAGCUAAUCCCAAUCCCCUACCUUAAUCCUAUUCGUGCGCAAAACAUAGGCUAAGCUGGUCCUCAUGUCUCGCACUAACAUAGAAACCGUACUGAACGACAUUUAGUUGCAAAUUGACGACUAAAACACACCGUUAUUGCGAGAAACCAUAUUAUAUAUUUGUUCUCACUUACGCCCAACUUGUACAUCCGUCCUUUUGAAAAUCCCUACAGUAAAUCUAUGAACAUUAAAAAGGAAAUAGUCUGCAUCUUUGUGGCUUUGAUCUGCUCUUACCGGGAAUAACAUGACGGCGUGCCCCCUCUGAUGAUAGGGGUGUGCUCAAACUAGGUUGUACGAAGGCCGGAUAUAGCGCUACCCACCCGAUUUUUUCAAGCUUCCUUGAUUGAUAAAACCCAGAUUAUUAAAGAAAGUAUUCAUUAGUUCAACUUAUUUUUGUGUUAGCCUAGGUUAACCUAAAAUUCGUUUUGUAGGAUCAAUGAGAGUUCUCUUCUCUGAAGUUUUGAAAUAAUUAGAUAACAGAAAUACAUAAACUAAAACAGCAGGUUAAAUUUUAACACAAGGUGCUGGAUAGCGCUAUCUGUCCUUAGUACAACCGGAUCCAGAUAAAUAAAUAAAUAAUAUGUAUUUCUUCCACAGAUAACCUCUUUAGCCAUAACUACUACGAAUGGGAAUCAUUAUACAAGCUAUUCCUUGCCAAACACGGAGGUAUUAACCAAAUGCAAAACUAUGUACUUCGAAGAUGUCUGCGCAAUAGACAAGCCCUGGAGGAACACUAUCAGUUAUCAUUACAUUCAUCACGACAGCAGAAAUGGUAUCAGUUCUUGGAUAAUCGUGAUACAGGAAACAAAUUUCUCAAGGCUUUGACAGAACACAUGCCGAAAGUCACGCAUAGUUACAUGUUGCAUCAGGUGAGAAACGUUGAAAGUGUUGUAACCUUGUUCAAUAUAUGUUUUAACUAUAGUUUCCAAAAUGUUUUAAAAACCAGUUCACGACAAACUUUUUUGUCUUUUUGCCCCGCUGUAUCCUAGUUGUGUAUAUGGUUAGCUUGAUUCCUUUUGUUGAUUUUCAGAAAAUUUAGAAAUCUAUUGCAUUUUGUUUAGAAUCUAUCGCACACCAGUUAUACUGGAACGCAAUGUAGAACGCGCCGCAGUUAUAGUUACGAACGUGGUGAGGAAGCGUUCGUGGUGCCUUUUGUGUUGGGCUUAAAGUGUAAGCUGUUAUAGACCUUUUUGGUAAUACCACCAAAGACACUUAAUGCAAUGUCCCAUUCCCACGAGACAAUGUUAAGCGACGCAAAUGAUGCUACCUGAAUCCGCAAUGCAAAUUAUGUUACCUGAAAUAUGGCCGGCUCGGGAACGACUUACAUUAGAGAGGUUUCGGUUUACGUGUACGGGUAGCGUGAUUUUGGUUAGCGAUAUUUUCGUCGAUGUCUGUACCUUUACUCGUAAUUAAGGUGCACAUUUUUCGCAUUAUAUCAUUGUCUAUUGCAAGAAAACAGAAAAAGUAUGAUCGACUUACAGACAUCAGUAAAACAAGAUGACACUACUCGUACCCGUACUCGGUGUAUCUUAACCUCUCUAUUGCGAAUUAUUUUUCCCGUUUUUGACGUCAUUAUAAAAAGGUCUAUUGCAUCUGUUUCACCGAGUACAUCCCAACCGUAUCCUACUCCUGAAAUCAAUUCUAAACUCUUCUUUCCUCUCAGGUUACUGCUAUGUACAUUGAUGGGCAUUUGAAAGGAGGCUUCGAAACUGUGAAAGCGUACGCAGAUUUCUGUGGUUAUUUUAAGACCUGGCUAGAAGAUAAGAGUGUUAAACUGUGGCCUCCAAGACAAGGCGAAAUGCUUAUCAAGGACUAUAAAGACUGCUUACAAUAUGUUAAUAAAGAGGUAAGAUUUAUAACUGUUUUAUUGUAAAACUCUUCUUGCAUGGGUUUUAAAGCACAUCAAGUCUGCAGGGACGUCAUGAUGUCAUCCAUCUUUAUGUAAGGUUUAAGCAAUAAGUGCCCUCCACAUCUGCCACCCUUGUUCUCAACCGAAUCCACUGAGUCACUUUUCUUUGUAAUUGAUGCAAAUUUUUUUACCAUUGCACCAAGGAGUCUUCGUAAUUUCCAUUGUUUGGUUUUUCUGUUAGAUUCUGUAUCUUUACUCUGCGUCUUUUCCAGCGCGAAAGCCCGCACAAAAUACUGCGAAAGUUACACCCAUUAUAUAUAUGUUCCACAGCUGUGGUUUACUUCUUUAUUAAAUUCGUAUUGGAAUGACAAACGUUCACGGUUCACAUUUGCAAUUUUACAAUUCCCAAUAUAUUAUUUUGAGUUACUGUAGGCAGUCGUUUUGAGCUAUGAUGAAAAUUUAAAAAUUAGCCACACUGCGCAUGAUGGUGAAACCCAUCAUGUUAAUUAUAACUAUUCAUUGCAUUCUUUGUACAGAUAUCAAGCGUGGCUGAAGAGUUGCAGAUUACACUGAAUGACUUCCUUAGCAAGGCCAAGCCAUAUAUUGAACGACUGCACGAAAUAUGGCUGUGGCAAAAUAAGAAAGGCCAAGAGUACAUGAAAGAACACAGACCAUCACGGGUCGUUACAGAACACAAGUGUUACAAGUAAGUUUUUGUUGUAAUUUUUUAAAUCUGAACUUGACAGAUGGACCGGAUUUCAAAUUCAAAUAGUUUACUCCGGUCCAAUGACGAAGCCCAGCCCGGGACGAACUAAUUGCGAGGUCUCGAAUCUAGGUUUUAGGAAACAGCAGCUUAUAGUCUUAAAUCAAAUAGUUAUUGUGUAACCAGAAUAAUGGGAAAUGGUUGGCUAAUUUUUCAUGAAUUAUUAGUAACCAGAUGAUGAAUGAUUAUCCAAAAUUAGAUAAAUUGUCAAUGUCAAUGAAUAAUCUUAAAAUUAUAUAGACCUUUUCUGAAUUUGCUUGAGUACAGUGAAGAUAUUAGAACGAUGUCGAGGUUGGCAUUGAAAACUAUUCAAUGCUGUUGGAUCAGAUGGUCAGGUCCAAUUUCAAGCAAAUUCAGAAAUUGUCUAUUAUGCACUAAACAUGUAUACCAGUUACACCCACUUGAAAAGUUCCAUGGCAUUCUGACUUAAUUUAAUCUUUUCACAACAGGCGAUUUUUAGAUAGAGGAAACUUCGCCGACUUCUGUCAACUAAAGCAGUUUUUUGAAAGGAGAGAAAUAGUCGUAGAUUGGUUCAAGAAGAAUGAAUGGCUUCAUGCAUUAUUGAGGGAUUACUGUACAAGAUCGCUCAGACCUGCUCAUAUGUCCACAGAGAUAUCACCAGCACCGCAUUUACCUACAGAUCCCAUCACUUUCUUAGUCAAUAGGUGAGUCACUUUGAUGUAAACCACUAAAUUUGUUAGCGCAAAGUAAAAGCGUCUGACCUCUUAGUUUAUUAGACAAUCUCAAAUAACAGGAUAAGGCGCAUUGGAGAACAUUGCGGUUGAACGGGUUAAGGAGAGGUGUUGAUAACUUAGUUUGGUUAAUUUUAACGAAUUAAUGCCCACAUCCCUCGCUUGACGAGACAUACUUCAUUCAAGUAGGGUGCAUUAGAGAUUUAAGGCAACUAUAUGUUUACGUUAAAAUACGACUGAAGAUGAUUGCAAUAUGUCCGAAAUAUUACGUAGUUCAGUCAGGCUUUCAUAUACAGUCUAGUACAAACUAAACGGAACUCAAGUUUACUCAUACUUUUAAGUAAAAAUAGCUUGAUCAAAAAUAUCUGGGAUCCGUCUAUAUCCUGUUACGUUACCCGUUAUUGGUAUGGUGUUACUACUACAGGAGGAAACUGAGGUACCCAGAGAAAACCUGAUGUGUUUGGUAAUACUAGUGGAAACACGCUUCUCAUAUGCGACUUUUUCUUCUCAAUUUCUUCCUAAUUGGACAAAAAGCGGCAUGAAUCGAACCAUGGUGACACUGGCGACAGUGACGCCACACCCCGCAUAGGUGAAAGCUAUGUGUACUGCCACUAUGGCAACAGCACCCGUGCGCAUUAUAGUCUGAAAAUGUCUCACAAAACGAUUCCUUCUUUCAGGUUUUUGCAAACAGGUUUGAAGUCAGACUUCAACAAACUUCGAAUGAAACUAUCGGAAAUUGGAAAUUUACAGCUGGAGAGCUUGAACAGGAAAUCUCGACAGUUACAAAGAGCAAUCUCGCGUGAUUUAAGGAAUGAGGAUAGCAUUUACUUUAGCGAGGUUGAUGCUCCACAAUUCACGCACUGUUUCUAUCCACAACGAACAGAUUGCCGCUUCUCUCAGAGGCAGCCGUUCGCAUCAAUUGAGGUCGUUAAUUUAGACUGAUAUUCAUGUCAGGGAUGAGCAACGUAUGGAAGUUGUACGUGGUGUUCUAUCACUUUAUCCGCUAUCGAGUACGUUUACUAGUUCCUUCCCUUCACGUAUGUUGUGCGCGUAUGCAGAAAGCACUCGAAUGGCGUCAGCAGACAAGUGAUUCUACGUUGACCACGAGCCGGUUUUUCCAUUGUGACUCGUGAGCCGUCGACAAAAAUAAUUCCAACUGGUCGCUCACAGCAAUGCAAAAAAAAAACACCGGCUGAAGUGAUGAAAACCGUCCGAAAGAAGGGGAACAUUAAUAGAAAUAAGAAUUACACUGGCCUAAUAAGUGGUUUUCAACCAGUGGGUUUCAACCAGUCAGUGGGUUUCAACCAGUGAGUUUCAACCAGUCAGUGGGUUUCAACCAGUGAGCUCUAUGAGAAAAGUGAAGCCAAGAUUGUGGAAUUGACCUCCAAUAGCUAUGAGGGUAGUAAACCAUCUCCUCCCCAGCUAAAUCCAGUUUUUUGUAACGGACGAUAUCGCUAAACAAGUUAUCAGUUCAUAAAACCAUGAUGUUAUUCUUUAAGUCGAUGUCAAAGUACGAAAUUCCGACACACUCCUAUAGCCAGCUUCGUGUUAACCGCGCAGACAAAAACAAUAGAAAAGGACUGGAAAUGACGUCCAAUAGCUCUUCAAUUUCUGCCAUCUUGGCCUCAUUCACGGAGCUCACUGGUUUCAACAAGCCGACUGCCGUCCUGCAACAAAUGGUGCUCAACUCAUUGUUAUCAGAGCGAAAAAAUGAUUAUUCCUUUCGUUGGUAAAUAAACAAAAUAGAGAUAUUUAUUGUUGUUUGUUUGCUCCUACAUGGAUGCGCUUCAGCUUUUAAAAACCUGACAGUUCUGAUGCAGUAUGUUGACCACCAUCUGUUGCCCGAUAAUGCUUACUGAAACCGACCACUAUUGUGAUUUCGUAUUCGAGUUGAAAUGCCAGCAGACGAUAAACCAAUUUUGUAGUUAUGUUGAAAAUUUAUUGUUGUAAAUAUUGAGGUAUGAUAUGAACGUGUUGAAAUUUGGGUUGAUCAAUUGUUCUAAAACUGAAUUAAAAAAUGUGAAAUAAUGUAAGUGAAGUAGUAUUUUGUGUUAAUUACUACGGUAAAAUGCAA